Messenger RNA from Magnusiomyces paraingens, 1143 nucleotides. RefSeq lists its product as uncharacterized. Gene Ontology annotation, cellular component: ribonuclease MRP complex. Gene Ontology annotation, molecular function: rRNA primary transcript binding. The transcript has a single exon. Lineage: Eukaryota; Fungi; Ascomycota; Dipodascomycetes; Dipodascales; Dipodascaceae. Bases 1 to 1143 code for a protein of 380 amino acids. The record is from RefSeq and is a predicted model, not a curated record. Gene Ontology annotation, biological process: maturation of 5.8S rRNA from tricistronic rRNA transcript (SSU-rRNA, 5.8S rRNA, LSU-rRNA); nuclear-transcribed mRNA catabolic process, RNase MRP-dependent.
AUGCCUGACUUUAAUAUCAAAAAUGAGGUUUGUCUAAACUUCAGUGAUUUUGAUCUUUCUUCUUUCAAAGAUGAAGUUGAUGUUUUACGCUUGAUUUUAUAUCGAAACAAAAAUCAGCACCGCGUUUGGCGAUGGUGGAGAUACAUUGAAAUGAUAGCAAAACAUUGUUACCAGCUUAUUGAUAUUAUUGAAAAGCAGAAUCGACUUGAGAAGACAUGCCCUAAAGGAUUUUCCAAAUUACGAAAUAAAAAGGGUUUAAAGCGGAAACAUGAGCCCUCAAAUUUAAGUAAACGUGCGAUAAAACGCAAAGAAAAAUGCGAUGCAAGAAUCAAAUACUUUGAAAAGGUUGAAAAAGCAGAACUUGACAAGGCUCAUAGAGAAAACGAUGAAAACGCAGAUAUAACCAAAAUCGACCUUGCACAUAAAAAUCAAAACGACGAGCAUAUAAAGUACAUCCCCCCUGGAACACAAUCAAGAUUUAAACAAGCAUAUAAAAUUUCGUUACUUUUACACGAGAAACUUAUUCCAACUGCAUAUCGAAGUUUCCAUCGUCAAAUAUUUGCAUUAGCAUUUUUCAUUACUUUGGGGUUUGGUUUACUGGGCUCCAUUUCCAAGAUUUUUUCAAUGGUUGAAACCCUUGUUUUACAAUGCGGCAGAAUAAAAAGUGAAUCAACUAGAGAAAUUGCACAGUCAAUGAUUAGUUUACAAAAAGCGGGAAUUGAUAAUGUUAAACAAAAAGUAAACCAAAAAAAGGAUGCUCAGAUUUUGGAAGACGAAGAAAAUACAAAUGAGGAUAUUGGAGAAAAAGUUUCUUUAGAAGAUUUACAAAAGUUUCUAAAAAAUGAAGACGAAAAUAAAAUUGUGGAUAACUCUUCAAUUAAACCAUCAGAAAAUCCAUCAACUUUCGAAGAUUUAAAACAAAGCGAAGUCACAACUAAGAAAAUAACUAAAGUCAAACAGAAAAAGCGAAAAAGGAUAGAUCAGGAAGAAGAGGCAACUGAACCAACACUAGCAAAGACUAAAAAAUCUAGAAAAUCACAGGACCUUCAACCAAAUGACCAAAACACUAGUACUGAAAAGAAGCAAAAGAAAAAGAAAAAGAAGGCAAGUGAAAUUGAUGAUAUAUUUGGCGGAUUACUGUAA